Molecule: messenger RNA, 1023 nt
Organism: Ostreococcus tauri
Lineage: Eukaryota; Viridiplantae; Chlorophyta; Mamiellophyceae; Mamiellales; Bathycoccaceae
Product: Patatin/Phospholipase A2-related
Exons: 1
Coding region: 1-1023 (340 amino acids)
Biological process (GO): lipid homeostasis; triglyceride catabolic process
Cellular component (GO): lipid droplet; membrane; cytoplasm
Molecular function (GO): triacylglycerol lipase activity
Source: RefSeq, a predicted model, not a curated record
AUGGCGUCCGUCCCCGCUAGAGCCGCGCAAUCGACCGCUCCAGCGAUCACGUCGAAAAUCGCUCGUUGCGCCCCCACGCGAGCGUCUCGCGUCCUCGCACGAGCGUCGUCUUCGUCGUCAUCGACGUCGUCGACGUCGUCGUCCAAAGAGCCGCUCGGCGUCGGUUUCUCCGCCGCCGGGUUCGUGUUUCCGCAGCUCGUCGGUUCGUGGGAGGUCUUAGUCGAGCUCGGGGUCAUGCGCGAGGACACGCCGGUGGCGGGCGCGUCCGCGGGCUCACUUGUCGCCGCUUUGCACGCGUGCGGAAAGACGCCCGCUGACGGCAAACGCAUCUUAUCCGAAGUUUUGGCGGACACGCGAGUGAACGGCGUGGUCGGGCGCGUGGGCGGCGUGCUGGAGAAGGCUCUGAGGGCGAAUCUCCCGACGGACGCGCACGUGACGUGCUCGCGAGGGAAUUUAUUCGUUUCGGUGUCGUCGCCACGGGUGGUGCAAGGCGAGCGUGGGAUAGAGUUUGGCCUGGACGGUGAGCUCGUGUCGUCGUUCGAGACGUACGACGAUUUGAUCGGGGCGCUCUUGGCGUCGUGUCACAUUCCGCUCUACUGCGGGUGGCCGGCAAGGCGAUACAGGGAUAAAUGGUGCGUCGACGGCGGUUGGCACAACUUGACGCCGAAGCCGCUCACCGCCGAGAAGAGCAUCCGUGUGUGUCCUUUUCCGCUCUUAGACGCGUGGCGCAAGGCACAACCCGGGGACGGGACGGAGACCGGUGAUGUCUUCGCGCAGCAGGCGUCGUUCUGGGCGGGAUGGGGAGACGACGAUGCGGCGGGACUUCUCAUCUCGCCUGACGCGGCAGGAGGACAACCGAGACCCGAGUGGGAUUACACGAAGGGCGACACGAUCAAGUACGCGUUCCUUCCCGGGAGCGACGAGAUACUCGAACAAAUGGUUGCCAUAGGUCGAGAAGAUGCGGAGCGCUGGGCAAAGACCGUUGGAUACGCGAAGAACUUCGUGGAAAUAGCUGUAAAUUAA